Messenger RNA from Solanum dulcamara, 3778 nucleotides. RefSeq lists its product as uncharacterized. The record is from RefSeq and is a predicted model, not a curated record. The transcript is spliced from 9 exons. Bases 573 to 1658 code for a protein of 361 amino acids. NCBI's taxonomy places the organism in Eukaryota, Viridiplantae, Streptophyta, Magnoliopsida, Solanales, Solanaceae.
CUAACACACAGCAUCUCCAUCCACAAUUACGAAUUAGUCUUCUUCCUUUGUUUCUCCGAUGGCGACCGCCGCCUUGCUCAGAUCUCUCCGUCGCCGUGAUUUUGCUACCUCUUCUCUCUCUGCGUAUAGAACUGUGAGUUCAUUUUCUUCAUUUCCAGGCUGUUAUGUUUUUUCGUCUGUUAGAUCUUUGCUAUUCUAAUAUCUAUAGCUGGUGAAGAAAAUGAACUCACAGUUGCUCUUCUCUCUUCUCCUUCAUCACUCAACCAUCAAAAUAUAGUAUAUAAUUAACAAACUCUUUUUUUUUUUAUUUAAAACUAUACUAAACCACCUAUCUAUUCCUUUUUUGACGCUGUUCCGACACUGAUGAGCAUCUAAACAACCUCAUUUCUGGAUGGACUGAAAAAAUUUACUUCAACCCCAGUAUUGAGUUGAGCCGAGCUGGCUAUUUUGACGCCUAUAACAAUACAAAACAAAUAUAAAAAAGGGGGUAACAAGUAUUCUAGUCGUCGCUGAAAAACACCGCAGGCCUCUUUCGCGGGCUCAGUCCAGAUUAGCCGCAUUACGACGGCGCAAUGCGGCUGUCAAUUUUCCGGUAUCGGAGUUAUGCUCUUGCACCGCCGUUAAUCCGGUGCUUCAGGUCACAAGCAGCAUUGAAAGCAUUGGCUAAAGCAUCGGAAGACAAAAUCCCAAAUCUCAUCCUCUACAAUUAUCCUUCAUUUUCCGGAGCUUUUGCUGCGCUUUUCGCUCACCUCUAUCAUUCUCGUCUCAACAUACCUUACCUCGUCUUGCCUUUCUCUUCCGUUGAACCCUUCAGAGUUGGAGACUUGUGUAUUGACGGGCUGAGAAAUUGCUACUUCCUUGAUUUUGUUGGUCCAAAAGGAUUUGCUGAGGAGCUUGCUCCGCGGACCUCAUGCCAGAUAGUAGGGUUUGAUCACCGGAAGUCCGCCCUAUCCAAGAUCCCUUUGAAUCAAAGCUCUGGUGGGAGUAUCACAUUUCAUGUCAACCUAGAGAAAAGUAGUUCAGUUGCUGUUUAUGAACAUUUCUCUUCUAGGCUUUCAGAGUUUGGAUCCAAUAAGGGGGAUGCUAUCAGCUUGCUAAACUCUACUUUUCAAGAUCGAGUUGAAAAUGUUCUAAAAUAUAUAGAAGAUGGAGAUCUUCUCAGGUGGAGUUUGCCUGAUAUUAGGGCAUUUGGAAUUGGAGCUAACCAGUGGCAUUCAAAAUUGAACUGCAUCACUAAUCCACAUAUGUAUAAACAGCUAAUGGGGAUUUGCACCGGUGAUUUAAUUGUUACUGGAAACUCCCACAUUUCAAAUAGAUUGGCUGCGGCACACAAGUUGCUGGAUAAGUUUUUCAAAAUUCGGCUGGGGAGAGGACUUUAUGGUGAAUGCUUGGGGGUUAGAGCUGAUGGCGAACCAGACUUAAGUGAUGAAAUUGGCAAGGAACUAAGCAAGAAAAUUGCUUCAGUUGGACUCAGGCCUAUAGGAGCAGUCGUAUACCUUCAGCGGAAGAAUCUCAAGAUGUGUCUGAGGACUGUAGAUGCUGCUACUGAUACUUCAGAAGUUGCCAAGGCAUAUGGUGGAGGUGGUUCUCCUAGUUCUAGCUCAUUUAUAAUUCGGAUGGAUGAGUAUAACCAGUGGCGCUCAGUGCAUUCAUCCUAAGUAGGUAAUGAUAAAGUGAAUAUACCUGAACCAAGAACAUUGAUCGUGGGGGGAUCUUCAUGUAGUGGCCCAGUUUGAAGUCACUGAGGAAAGAGACAGCCUGUGACAUACUCAUGUACCCAUAGACUUUGAAGCACACAUUGGCUAUUGGUCGUCCUGGUAGUAUUAUUCCCAUGACAUAUUCAGUGAUUAUGUUCAAGCCUGGGGUCUGCAAAUUAGCAUCAUAAAUAAGACGCUUGGAAAAAACUCUAUUGAAAUAACAAGGGUGAUGAUCUUGGAUCUGUUCUUGCAAUAAAUCCAACUAGUUUAAGGUAUAGACAUCGAUCGGGGCUUGCAUAUUGGUAUGUUAAACAAAAAGUGAAUGUCAGUCGUUUAGUAGUACUUAGAGCUUCCAAUAAUAGUACAUUAAGAUUUCUUUUGAAGCUCGAUGCUAAUAGCCUAUAUUUUGGCAGGAUAAACAGUUCAAACAUGCUAAAUAAUCUGAUAGGCAAGACAUACUUGUGGUGCUAAAUGUAAGUGUAAAUGUGUAUGCUUUAUCACCUGGUUUGUUGUAGCUGUUAUGAUGCUGAUUGGAAGAGUGAAGAUAAAAGCAAUAGCACUUGCAAAUAGAAGCCCCCACCAUGGCAUCUGGACUUGGUUAUUCAAGAAAAUGCAGAGGAUUAGGGAGACUGCUAGUGUCACCAGAAGCAAUGCAUUAAACCACCAUGAAGGUAUGUCUUUGUAUUUCCUCAUUAGUCUUGUAUGAAUAUCCUCCUUUCCCUUAUAUGAAGCUCGGAAUCUUUCAUAUAUUUCCCUACACAUUGCAAGUGGACAAUAAAUACAAUCCUUAACUGUCAUUGUUGUAGCUUAUUAAUAAGCAACUCUUAACCUUAUUCAUAGUUCUACUUAAUUGUAGAAACUUUGCUGCUAAACAGCUCUAUAUAUGUAGCAAUUGAGUUGUCAAGAAUUUGAGGAAGUGUAAAAUAAAUUGGCACAUUAUCAAUUUUGGGAUGAUAAGACAUUUAGUUCCAUUAGAUUAUUUUUUAAAACAUAGUUUUCCUCAACUUCGACUCUAGAUUGUAAAACACAAGGAGCAAUUUGACGAAAUAGUAGUAUUGUGUCUUGAUAGCUAGUGUGUAUUACCUUCCAUAGAACAAUGCCACGUGUGUAAGAGUGGAUGCUAUAGUAGCAAAACCAAAACCGUAAGUGAGAGCAAAGAACAUGCUUAUAUGUAUCCGCCCUUGCUCCUCGUACUUCCCAAUAUCUAGCUCAAACUUGUCAUUCACGAUGGCUGAUAUAUCGUACUUCUGACCUUGUGAUGUGAAUAAGUGCGAUGAGAAAAUGGGAAAUUUGGAAGCACCAUACAAGUCAAACCCCCAAUAUGCUGUUGGGAUCACCAUGUAUAUUAUCAACAUGUACCCUGCAAAGACGUUGACAAUGGCAAAGAAAGGGCAGAUGAGGGGGCUGAACAAGAAGGAUGCCACAGCAGACCAAUCUAGGGUUAUAGCUCCAAGUCCAAGACCCCUCAUGCCUGAUCCAAUUUGCUGAGCUGUUACUGAUUUGGAGAAUGCCCAGCAGAUCCAUGAGAUGCUCGUGAGCGUGGAGAAUAGAUAUCCUGGUACCAAAUACCAGCAAAAGCUGCAUAUCAAUGCAAUAAGGAAAAAUUUUGCUCUUGACAUGCGCUGAUCAUCUUUCUCAUGCAAGGCCCUACAAAUAUCGAGGUGUGUUAUGAUUUGCUGCAUCUUUGACCCGUUUGAAUAAGAAAAUUACUGUGAAACAAUUUACUUGUUCUAUACAAGCGCAGCUGGAGUAAAAACCUUUCAACCAUUGCAUAGUCUGAAAUGAAUGAGAAAAUUUGAAACAAAGAAACUUACAGUGAUGAUUCAUAUAGUUCACUGCAACUUCCUUUGACUGAGGUGUCGUUCUUGAAUAGAACCUUACACUAUUUUGGGUUAAAUUGGAUUUGUGACGCUUUAGAAUGUAAAUGUCUGGUCCGGGACCUCCUAGGAAGAGGAUGAAAGGAAUAGAGAAUACAAAGACAUUUUUUUCAGCUAUAUGUCACGAUAAAUAGUACUCCCUCAUUUUAAUUUAUGUGUCUUACUUUCCUUUUUAGUAUGUUUCAAAGGAAUGUCACCUUUCUA